AUGCCCGACCAAACACUCCCAGAAAAAUGGGCAGCAGCAUGGUCUGCCCAACCUCCAGAUGAUGCGGCAUCUUUGGCCUGGCAGCAUCUUUACACCGAGAAGGCAGUCUACACAGACCACGCGUUUCAGAUCAUUCGAGAGGGCCAGGUGACUCUUCGAAAGCAUUUCGAGAUUUGGCGCACCGCGAUGCCCGACUUCAGGCUGACUAUAGCUGACGCCUUUCCUGUGGAGACGCUAUCAGAUGGACGAACUCGAUACUCAAUACGAACGCACAACACGGGAACCUUUGUAGGCGACUUCUCACGCCGCGAGCCGUCUGGCAAGAAGUUCUACUUUCGCGGGGUCGUCGAUAUUGUGGCGGAUAAAGAUGGGCUGAUCGAGAGCGUGGAAGAAUGGUACUGCAGCAACUUCGACGCCACUAACGGGCAGGGAGAGUUUAACUUUCGUUCUGAUGAUGGGUGA
This is a messenger RNA of Cyphellophora attinorum, 462 nucleotides long. RefSeq lists its product as uncharacterized. The record is from RefSeq and is a predicted model, not a curated record. The transcript has a single exon. NCBI's taxonomy places the organism in Eukaryota, Fungi, Ascomycota, Eurotiomycetes, Chaetothyriales, Cyphellophoraceae. Bases 1 to 462 code for a protein of 153 amino acids.